AUGGUGGCCGACAUGGGAAUGUCAAUGAUGGCGGGAAACUCUGGUUACUUGGAGAUGCAUCCCGAAAGGAAAAUCUCCUUUUUCCAGAACUCUUACAUCGUCGGUAUCACUUUUGCCGCCGGCAUUGGUGGUCUUCUCUUCGGCUAUGAUACUGGUGUGGUGUCAAGGGCCCUUCUGUAUAUUAAAGAGGAUUUUGAAAUCGUCAAGAAUAGUAGCUUCCUUCAGGAAUUAAUUGUUGGCAUGGCCUUGAUUGGUGCAAUUUUCGGUGCAGCCAUUGGUGGUUGGAUUAAUGAUUCUCUGGGACACAAGACCGCCGUGGAGUAUAAAGACUAA
Messenger RNA from Gastrolobium bilobum, 333 nucleotides. RefSeq names its product inositol transporter 1-like. Gene Ontology annotation, molecular function: myo-inositol:proton symporter activity. Bases 1 to 333 code for a protein of 110 amino acids. Gene Ontology annotation, cellular component: membrane. Lineage: Eukaryota; Viridiplantae; Streptophyta; Magnoliopsida; Fabales; Fabaceae. The transcript is spliced from 3 exons. The record is from RefSeq and is a predicted model, not a curated record. Gene Ontology annotation, biological process: transmembrane transport.